AUGGCUCCAACAUCACAGCCUCUGCGAGGUAAAAGGAGAUGCAAAAAAAUAUUUUGGGCAGUGUUUCCUCAUGCCUGCUUUAUCCUGUCUCUUGUGAUCUAUGCUUUUCUUGGGGCUCUCACGUUCUCCCAUAUUGAAGGUAACCGGAAAGUCAAUAUAAGUGAAGGAUAUAGGAAAUUUCUGCAGAGUCUUUGGUACAUCUCCAAAAAUUUAUCAGAUAACAUGACAGAAAAUGAGGAGGUAUUUAAGGAAAAAAUCCGUAUGCUGCUCAGCACAACCGAACGAGACUGGUUUGUCAAUCCAAAAGACAUAUGGACUUUCUUUGGGUCUCUCUUUUUUUGCUGCACCGUGUUCACAACUGUGGGCUAUGGUAAUACCUAUCCCAUGACACGGACUGGGAAAUAUCUCUGUAUGUUGUAUGCUUUAUUUGGCAUCCCUCUGAUGUUCUUGGUCAUGACAGACAUGGGAGACAUCCUUGCAACCGUCUUAUCCAAGUGUUACAAUGAAUGCAGAAAACUACAGUCAAAAAUUCUAGCCUCUAAACUCUGUUCUGUAUCUACACGUAAAAAAGAGAGUGAAACAAAAUCCAGAGCAUCAGUGCUGAUGAAGUCUAAAGUAGUCAUAAAUGAACCCUUGAGUACUGUGGAAGUGCUGAAAAGUCAGUCAGCUGUUAAAAGGAAGUCAAUCCAAUAUCACAACGCUGAAAUUUUUGAAAUGUUAAUUGCCAGAGAAAAUGAAUACACAAAAACAUCAAGAACUAAAAGCAUUGAGAGAUGGAGUUCAUGUCCUGAACUAGAGAGGGGAAAGACAAUGAUGAGUGUAAUUGAGAAUUUUGACAAAAUAGGAAAAGAGUUAGAAAAAUUAGAUGUGCCCAUUGUAUUAAUGGUAGUAAUUAUCUUUGUGUACAUCUCCUGUGCAGCUGCUAUUCUUCCAAAGUGGGAAACCACGCUGGAUUUUCAGGAAGCCUUCUACUUCUGCUUUAUCACCUUGACAACUAUUGGGUUUGGAGAUACACAACUGCAACAUCCCAAGUUUUUCUUGUUUCUUUCCCUCUAUAUCAUUAUUGGCAUGGAAAUUGUUUUCAUUGCUUUUAAGCUUGGCCAAGACCGCUUAAUUGUUCUUUAUAAAAAGGUGAUUUCAUUCUGUGGAGAGAAAAAGAUUACACCAAAGAAGAUAUAUCCAAAAUAA
Dromaius novaehollandiae (emu) is the source of this 1188-nucleotide messenger RNA. RefSeq names its product potassium two pore domain channel subfamily K member 18 (gene KCNK18). Gene Ontology annotation, cellular component: plasma membrane. Gene Ontology annotation, biological process: stabilization of membrane potential; potassium ion transmembrane transport. Bases 1 to 1188 code for a protein of 395 amino acids. Lineage: Eukaryota; Metazoa; Chordata; Aves; Casuariiformes; Dromaiidae. The transcript is spliced from 3 exons. Gene Ontology annotation, molecular function: outward rectifier potassium channel activity; potassium ion leak channel activity. The record is from RefSeq and is a predicted model, not a curated record.